Molecule: messenger RNA, 1109 nt
Organism: Saccostrea cuccullata (small rock oyster)
Lineage: Eukaryota; Metazoa; Mollusca; Bivalvia; Ostreida; Ostreidae
Product: polyphosphoinositide phosphatase-like
Exons: 10
Biological process (GO): phosphatidylinositol dephosphorylation
Cellular component (GO): intracellular membrane-bounded organelle
Molecular function (GO): phosphatidylinositol-3,5-bisphosphate 5-phosphatase activity
Source: RefSeq, a predicted model, not a curated record
AGGAGAGAAAGAAGAAAACAUGAGAGUAUACUGACAGGGGAAUAUAAGUCUACCAUUAACUAUCUAAACCAGUUCCUACCCCCAGAACACAGGAUCCGAUAUAUAGGGUUUGAUAUGGCCCACAUAAGUAAAAGUAAAACAACCAAUGUCUUGGUGCGAUUGUCCCAGAUUGCCAGGAAGUGUGUCAAAAUGACGGGGUUCUUUGUUCACAUGCCACGACCCGUCAGUGAGGACUUCUGGAAAACAGCAGAGUUCAGAGGACUGCAAGGACAGAAGACAGACUGGGGGUGUAGACAGACGGGGGUAGUCCGCACAAACUGUGUAGAUUGUCUUGAUAGAACCAACACAGCUCAGUUUGCUAUAGGGAGGUGUGCCCUGGGCUACCAGUUGUUCACUCUUGGUGUUAUCUCCAGCCCAGACCUGGAGUUUGAUACAGACUGCCUCAAAGAUUCUUCUCACAAUUCUCUAGAUGUAAUGCUAGAGCACCUGUACGAGGCUCAUGGUGACACUAUAGCCCUGCAGUACGGGGGUUCUCAGCUGGUCCACAGAAUCGAGGGCUACAGGAAAAUAGCCCCCUGGACCUCCCACUCCAAGGACAUCAUGCAUACCCUAUCACGUUACUACAGCAACACAUUCUCAGACCUAGAGAAGCAGACUGCUACCAAUAUAUUCCUGGGUCUGUACUCACCAGAGGAGGGGAAACCUAACAUCUGGGAGCUGCCCACUGACUUCUACCUCCACAACAAAGGUGUCAGGGCUGUGCUGGAGUAUUUAUGUUAUAGUUUCACUCAGUGGUGGGAGGUGCCAGUUUACAGAUCCUUACCUUUGCCUUAUGAGGAAGAGAAGAAGCCGACAGACUGCACCAUUGUUGCCAUGGCGCCUGGUGAGGAAUGUUUAGAUAGUUACUAUGACUACUACAGGACCAGUGAAUUUACCUCCAUCCAUGAACUCUUCCCUUAUACCAUGUCACACUCGGUCAGGGACUACAAGCCAAAAACAGCCAAGCAUGACAGUCCCUUUACCUUAAGAGUUCCUUCAGAGACGACCAAGGAUAUCAACAGGUUAUCUCCCUUUUAUGAAUUUCUUAGUGCCAAAAUCAUUACUUACAU